UUUACCCCGCAGGUGCUAUUCUCGUUCUUCGUUUUGGCGAAGUCAGCCAAACUUGAUGGCUAUAACUUGCCUUCUCCCUCUGGCCCAAAGUUUGGCCAAGGAGGAUGCCAGGAAGGUGAAAUACUUCACGUUGACGGUACCUGUGUCACCCCGAAAGUUACCCGAAACCUAUUCGUGUUCACCGCCCCUAAACAGGAAGUAACCUAUGGAACUCCACCAGAGAUCCCACUUCCAAAGGUAAACCACAACAUCGUUUUCAUUCGCAUUCCUGAAGGCGGUCAGGGUCCUGAGCCCAUCAUUGUGCCGCCGCCCAGGCAGCAGCACGUCGUUUACGUCCUUAACAAACAGUCAGAUGAAGCUCAGCGAGUCAUCGAGGUUCCAGCGCCGCCGCCAAAGAACCCCGAGGUAUACUUCAUCAACUAUGAUGAAGGAGACAACCCGACACUGCCCGACGGUACUGAUUUCCAGACUGCCCUCAACUCUGCAGUUCAAGCCGAUGGCAAGCUCAUUGUUGGUGCUGGAGGACUUACUGGUAACCUGGGUGGUGCUGGAGGAGUUGCUGGAGGCGAAGGCGGUGCUGCUGGUAACCUUAGUGGUGCAGAACUUGUUGGAGAUGAAGGCGGUGCUGCUGGUAAUAUUGCUGGUGUCGGAGGUUUCGUUGGUGACGUUGGAAGUAGCAAUGAAUUCGGAGGAAACAUUGGAGGAUCUGUUGGGUUCAACGUCAAUAUAGGAGGUGGUGGCUUCGGGGAAGCUGCUGGUGUUGGUGGAGAUGGUCAAGAAGGCACUGUUGGAAGUGUUAACGUUAGCCUGGGUGCUAGCGUUGCUGGAGAAACAAGCUCUGAUGGAAAUCUUAGCGGAGAUAGUGGAUUUGAGAGUAACCUUAGAGGAGGUAGUGAAUUUGGAGGUAACAUUGGGUUAGGUGGUGGAUUUGUUGGCAGCACAGGAGUGGUGGACACCCCUGCUGGAGGUUACAGGCCUCCCUCCAACACACCGCCUGGUUUCUACUCCACACCAGGAAGCACAGGAGUGGUGGACACCCCUGCCGGAGGCUACAGGCCACCCACUAACACACCGUCUGGUCUUUACUCCACCCCAGGAAGCACAGGAGUGGUGGACACCCCUGCUGGAGGCUACAGGCCACCCUCCAACACACCGUCUGGUAUCUACUCCACCCCAGGAAGCACAGGAGUGGUGGACGCCCCUGCUGGAGGCUACAGGCCACCCUCCAACACACCGUCUGGUCUUUACUCCACCCCAGGAAGCACAGGAGUGGUGGACGCCCCUGCUGGAGGCUACAGACCACCCUCCAACACACCGUCUGGUAUCUACUCCACCCCAGGAAGCACAGGAGUGGUGGACGCCCCUGCUGGAGGCUACAGGCCACCCUCCAACACACCCGUCUGGUCUCUACUCUACGCCAUAAGGCAGUUUCCAAGUUUUCCGAAAAUGAUCCUUUUGUUGCAAUGAGUCUUAAGCACUAAAAACUUAAUUUUCCUCCUUUUAAUCCUAUAUAUUUAUAAGAAACCUGCAUUUUGCUAACUGUCUAGCAGCUUCCGAAAUAACGAAUG
Messenger RNA from Cherax quadricarinatus, 1568 nucleotides. RefSeq lists its product as uncharacterized. NCBI's taxonomy places the organism in Eukaryota, Metazoa, Arthropoda, Malacostraca, Decapoda, Parastacidae. The record is from RefSeq and is a predicted model, not a curated record.